AUGACACCAUCGACUGCUGCUCGUUUUGCCAAAGACGACGUCGAUCACGAAACGAAAUGGUGGAGAGAGUAUCCAAGAACGCAGUAUGUGGAACGAGCUCGUGCCCAAAAUAUGUACAGCAAUUACAUCACAGACAUCUGGGUUAAACCAAAACAGCUGGCACGCAGUGCCAGCUUUACGAACCUAACAUACAUCAAGGGAAAGCCUGCUGCAGACUACCCGAUCAAGAAUACCGACAUCUGCUCCUCCUCACUGCGCGACACCUCUUCUAGGCACAUGCACACAAAUAUUGCAGAGGCACAACGUAUCGUUCACACAGUUCCCGUCUAUAAACCUCAUGUGCAUAACUGGUACAACAACAGCUAUUCGGAGGCCCGAUGGAGAGACACUCACGAUAUUGUGAAUCGGCCAUAUCGUCCUUCAAUUAACUACAUGACCCCAUUAUCAUCCCAUGUACCAUACUAUACGUUCCAAACGAGACGAAUCUUCUUCGAUGAAAAAAUGAGAAACAAUGCGUCGUACCUUCGGGAAUCGCAGAAGUAUUUGGAUCGUUACGUUGGAGCACGACUUAAGGCGGACGACUACGCCAAUCGAUUUGCAUAUUCCGCAUAUGAAUGGCGAAAACCACAAGAUCACGCCUUCAACCGACACUUGCAAUUUGUAACUGCCUUCACACCGACUGGAAACCCAGUAUCGUUCUACGACAAACAAGCGUUGAGAAGACUCUACAAAUUGACUGGCAGAUUCUAUUUUUAG
Messenger RNA from Cooperia oncophora, 756 nucleotides. Lineage: Eukaryota; Metazoa; Nematoda; Chromadorea; Rhabditida; Trichostrongylidae. The record is from the annotation of a GenBank genome assembly.